UCACAGGGGUGGUUUGUCCCUUCUCCUCCCUGCACAGAGCCGGGCCGGGCCUGAGCCCGGGGGCGCCAUGUACGAGCUCAACGAGAGCAGCUUCGACCCCAUCACCUUUGUGCUGACGGGCAUCCCGGGCAUGGAGGAGUCCCACGUCUGGAUCUCCGUGCCCUUCUGCCUGAUGUACCUCACCGCCGUGCUCGGCAACCUGCUGCUGCUCUUCCUCAUCGCCACAGACCGCAGCCUGCACGAGCCCAUGUACCUGUUCCUGGCCAUGCUGGCACUCUCGGACCUGCUGCUGUCCACCGCCACCGUGCCCAAAAUGCUGGCCAUCUUCUGGUUCGGCGCCAGGGAGAUCUCCUUCGAUGCCUGCAUGGCGCAGAUGUUCUUCACCCACUUCAGCUUCAUCGUGGAGUCCUCGGUGCUGCUGGCCAUGGCCUUCGACCGCUACGUGGCCGUGUGCGCCCCGCUGCGCUACGGGGCCCUGCUGACGCCCUCGGCCAUCGCCAAGGUGGCGGCGGCCGCCGUGGCCCGCGGGCUGUGCAUCAUGUGCCCGCCCGUGUUCCUGCUGAAGCGCCUGCCCUACUGUGGGCACAACGUCAUGCCCCACACCUACUGCGAGCACAUGGGCAUCGCCCGCCUGGCCUGCGCCGACAUCCGCGCCAACGUGUGGUACGGGCUGACCACGGCGCUGCUCUCCUCGGGGCUGGACGUGGUGCUCAUCGCCGCCUCCUACGCGCUCAUCCUCAGGGCCGUGUUCCGCCUGCCCACCCCGCGCGCGCGCCUCAAAACCCUCGGCACCUGCGGCUCCCACCUCUGCGUCAUCCUCAUGUUCUACGUGCCCGCCUUCUUCUCCUUCCUCACGCACCGCUUCGGCCGCCAGGUGCCCGGGCAGGUGCACAUCCUGCUGGCCAACCUCUACGUGGUGGUGCCACCCAUGCUCAACCCCAUCGUCUACGGGGUGAGGACGCGGCAGAUCCGCGAGCGCGUCGCCCGCCUGCUCUGCCCCGCGGGCGCCCGCUGUGCCUGCCCCGGCUGGGGGGGCGGCUGCUGA
Molecule: messenger RNA, 1045 nt
Organism: Serinus canaria (Common canary)
Lineage: Eukaryota; Metazoa; Chordata; Aves; Passeriformes; Fringillidae
Product: olfactory receptor 52Z1P
Exons: 1
Coding region: 68-1045 (325 amino acids)
Biological process (GO): G protein-coupled receptor signaling pathway
Cellular component (GO): membrane
Molecular function (GO): olfactory receptor activity; G protein-coupled receptor activity
Source: RefSeq, a predicted model, not a curated record